Harmonia axyridis is the source of this 1889-nucleotide messenger RNA. RefSeq names its product glutathione hydrolase 1 proenzyme-like. The transcript is spliced from 7 exons. Gene Ontology annotation, cellular component: plasma membrane. Gene Ontology annotation, biological process: glutathione catabolic process. Gene Ontology annotation, molecular function: glutathione gamma-glutamate hydrolase. The coding region runs from base 134 to 1855 and encodes 573 amino acids. Lineage: Eukaryota; Metazoa; Arthropoda; Insecta; Coleoptera; Coccinellidae. The record is from RefSeq and is a predicted model, not a curated record.
ACCGAAUGAAAACAAAUCUCCAUAGACUUGUGAGUCAGUAGCAAAGAAAGGAUUAAUGAAGUUCUGUAGCAUCUGUCAAAUCAAACGUCAUUAUAAUGUCAUGUUCUGAUAAUCAAAAGAUAUUCAAUAGCUGAUGGAUUUCGACUAUUCCGAAGAUAAAUUUGAAAUUAUAUUAGUCGGUCUGAUUCUCCUUGGGGUUUGUAUCUUAUUUGUGUUGUAUUAUUCCUACGACCUUGAGAUAAAAUCCAAACACAAUCCAGUUUUUGAAGGAGGAAUACUUUAUAAAGAAGCGGCUUUAGCAUCUACAAGCCAAUUUUGCGAGGAAUAUGCUAUAGAUGCUUUUAGAAAGGGUGGCUCAGUUGCUGAUGCUGCUAUAAUAGCCUUAUCUCUGCAGGGCCUGACUAGCCCUCAGAGCUUGGGAAUUGGAGGAGGCUUUCUUCUGAUGUAUUACGAUCGCGGAAAGACAGAGGUGCACGUUUUGAACGCUCGUGAGUACUCCCCCUCGAGUACGACAAGAGAGAUGUUCAAGAAUACCAGAUCACCGGCUUGGGGUGGGUUGGCCUCAGCCGUCCCUGGCGAGUUAUGCGGGUACUGGGAGCUGCACAAGAGGUUUGGUAAACUUCCUUGGAGCUCGUUGUUCGAGCCAGCCAUUCGGUUAUGUCGAGAUGGUAUUCCUGUCACGAAAAUAACAGGGGAGAUGCUGAUAAAGAUGCGGACGCUGAUUAUGAACUCGCCGACACUUAAGGAGAUUUUCUGUGAUCCAAAAACUGGAGAUGUGUACAAAAAUGGUGAUCUGAUGAAGCGUCCAGCGUUAGCCAAAACAUUUGAUGUAAUUGCUAAUGAAGGGGUAGAGGGGUUUUACGACGGCAGCUUGACACAGGAAUUUGUUAAAGACGUUCAAGAGCACGGUGGAGUCAUGACUAUUGAAGACUUGAACAACUACAGGGCCAAGUGGAGCACACCUAUCAGCAUGAAUUUACCUGGAAAUAUGGAAAUAUACACUACUCCUAAUCCGGGUUCAGGCCAAGUUUUCCUCGCGAUCCUGGAUGUUAUAUUUUCUUUGGGAAAGAGUGAUUUACCAGGUGUCAACUGGUUUCGUAUAGUUGAAGCGUGGAAGCAUGCCUUUGGUCAUCGCAGUGUCAUGGAUGGACCCAAAUUGAGCGACGAACUCAAGGAAGAAAAAUACGACCCCAAAAUGGCCAAAAUGAUCGCCAAAUUGAUCCAAAAGGAAUCAACAACUUCAGCGGAUGUCAGGCAUUAUUCGACAGAUUUCGAAAAACUGUACACAGAAGGAGGAACCUGUCACAUAAGCCUCUUGGCGCCUAACGGAGACGCCAUUUCUGUCACUUCCUCGGUGAAUUACGCGAUCGGAGCUAUGUACGCCUCGAGUAGUACCGGGAUUAUCAUGAACAACCACAUGAUGGAUUUUGCGAUUCCAGACUUCAUGGACAAGUUUUAUGUUGGUAAUCAGUUGGCUCCAGAUAAGCAACCGGUUUCUUGUAUGGUACCCUCGAUAAUUGUCAAUUCGAAAACUAAGGAUGUCAAGAUGGUGGUUGGUGCUGCUGGAGGCUUCAAAAUUCUCACUGCUGCUUCGCAAAUGAUAAUAGAAACUUUGCUUUUUGAUAUUCCGCAGGAGUUUGCCAUCGUGCAUAGGAGGUUGCACCACCAAUUGAUCCCAAUGGUGCUGUUCUAUGAGGAUGAUUUUCCGAAGCAUAUUCUUGAGGAGAUGAGGAAGCGUGGACAUCAUGUUGAGAAGAUGGUACCUGGUACUAGUGGCGCGAUUAUAACAGUGUCGAAAGAUGGGAUUAGAGCUAGCGGUGAUCCAAGAAGAAUGGGGAGUUCCGCAGGCUAUUGAAAUUCUUGAAUAACUAAUAUAGAAUUUUUUUAUU